ACGGAGGGGUGAUGGGUACACACACAACAACCCUGUCACACAGUAGGAAUUGAACCUUUUUUUUGUUUUACUGGAUACUUCAAUUUUUCUCCUGUUAUUUUUCUCCUUAUACCAUCGCGAUAACUAAAGUUUAAAGUUUACUCAUGUAGGACCAGUUCAACUCUGAGGCAUUAUUACUUGGCAAGUGCAGUGUCUUGGGACUUCAAGCCCAAACGCCGGAAAGAAUCACGCAGGAUAUGUCUGCUUUAUGCUGGUGAGGAUGGCAUGCUUGCAUUGCCGCCCGUCCUCAAAGUCUUGCUUGUGACUAGCUGAGGUGGAGAGCGAAACACAAAAUAAGAAAAGGCGUCCUCCCGCUAACAUGUCUGUCCAAGAAGGCUCCACCUCUCCUUCACCCCUCAAGCCCGAGGUCAAGCCCAGGCCGGAGAUUGCUCCCAAACCAUCGCCUCUCCCUGCAGACGGGAGCUGCACUUCAGGCCCUUCUGGAGGAAAGGUCAAGAAGAUAGUGGACAGGUUUAGCAAGCAGGAGUCCUGCGAAGCAGGAGAGCAGACGGCUAAUGGCACAGCAGAGAGUAAGAAGUUCAAAAGGGCACCCACGAUAAAGCCCAAGCCGGGCCGCCCCAGCCUGCCCCUACUGGCCGGGCCAGAGCAGGCACCCCCGCUCCCCAAGAAACGCAGCCGCAUCCCCAAGAAACACACGGACAGUCUGGGAGGAGACGAAGGUGACAGCCUGAACGUGGAAGGAGGUCGAUCAGCCCCUGAUGGAAAGGAAGUGGAGGUUCAUCUGACUGGCGUAGGUGAAGUGGAGGCUGAAUACAGUCCGGACGGCCCCCUCAGUCCUUACUGCAACCCGAGCUGCAGCUGCCUGUGUCACCGCCAGCGCCCCGGCAUGAAACUAAUAUGGGUACCCGUGAAUUCAGAAGAUGGAGAGCAGGGUGAUGUAGAAGAGCCGGAGGACGGGGAAGAGGGGGAGGAGUGGGAGACGGCUGAUCAAGGAGGCGAAAGCGGCAGUGAGGGGGGGAAUGAGAUGGACAGUACUUCUUUGCUUGAUGAGAAAAAGGGAAAGCCAGAGUUCCAUCAGUCUUUAAAUGUGUUGCUGGCUGAGGGUCACAGGAGGCGAUCAGACCCAGGUCCUCACUCUGUCCUCACCUCCCUUGCCAUCUCUCGCUGUCAAUCUCCCCCCGUUCCUCCAAAACGUGGACGAUCACCACCAGUCCGCCAGUUCUCCCAAGAUGAAGAAGAUAUUUAUGAGAUCACCCUUCCAGCGGUGGACUUUUCUGCUAGCAAAAGCAAACCUCAGUCCAAGGAGCAGCUGGAUACUCCGAAAAUAAAAAUACGAAAACCGACACGUCGGAGUAAACUUUCCUCCAGCGUCUCAGACCCCGCAUCUGAGUUUGAGGACGUCACAAAUUCCAUCUCGAGCCCCGACGACCUUCCGCCCGCCAUCCCGCCGAGGAUCCCCAUAAUCACGGACAGCCGCAGCCUCACGCCGACGCACCAGGGCGGGGCGCCGGUCUCCCCGCCCGCAGUGGAGGAGCGGCGCUCCCUGCUAUCCUCCUCUCCCAGCAGCUCCACCACCAGCACGCUGAGCCCCCAACGAACCAUCUCUCCGCCCUCCAGCAUCCCCCUCGGGCCCAACAGACCCCCGCCUCCACCACCAAAGACGGAUCCACGGAGGCUCAGCGCUGCCUCGCUGCAAUUCCUCUCUCAGAGAAAAGAAGAGGAGAAUGGAGAGAAUGAUGGAGAGAAAGAAGACACGGACAUGUCUCCAAUGAGUAGAAACUCUCUCAAAAGGGAGAUUGCGUUCCUUUUGGACGCCCGCCUGCAGAACGAGCCGCUCUACCAGACGUACCGGGCCACCGUCAUCACAAAGGAGAUCCGUCGGCAGACAGUUUGCCGCAACAUCAGCAAAACCAGCGUGGAUUAUGCCAUGGACUGGACGGCCCGUCGCCAGGGGAACGGAUCCGGGCUGGCGGCUGGAAACACUUUGCCGCCGUCAGGCCAGAGCACCUUGUGGCAGGAGCUGCCGACGGUGCGGGACAGCGGAGUGCUGGAGCAGCUCACCCCCGAACAGUGCAAGUACCAGGAGAGUAUGUUUGAGGUGCUGACCUCUGAGGCCUCUUACCUGCGAUCCCUGCACGUUCUGACCGAACACUUCCUGGAGAACAGGGAGCUGGAGGAGACAAUGAUCAUCAGAGACAGGAAAACCCUCUUCUCCAACAUCCUGAGGGUGCGCGAGGUCAGCGAGAGGUUCUUGAGAGACCUGGAGGACCGUAUAUUCAAGGACCACGUCUUCUCUGACAUUUGCGAUAUUAUCCAGUACCACGCCCAGCACAACUUCCCCGCCUACAUCGACUACGUCCGGAACCAGAUCUACCAGGACAAGAUAUAUACGACACUCAUGAAGAACAACUCACAGUUUGCUGCAGUCAUCACUCGUCUCCAAGAGUCACCUCAGUGCCAGCGGCUGCCUUUCAUGUCCUUCCUAUUGCUGCCCUUCCAGCGAAUAACACGCAUCAAAAUGCUUAUUGAGAACAUCCUGAAAAGAACAAAAGAGGGGACAAAGGAGGAGCAGAUUGCCUCCAAGGCUUUGGAUUCUGUUUCGAAGAUCAUUGACGAGUGUAACACCGAGGUUGGAAAAAUGAGGCAGAUGGAGGAGUUGAUUCAUGUCUCUAAAACGCUGGAGUUUGACAAGCUCAAGGCCAUUCCAAUCAUCUCCACAAACCGAUACCUGGAGAAGAAGGGGGAGCUCCAGGAAAUGUCCAAAGGAGCUACUCUGUUCAACAUGAGGGGGAAGUUCACUCCGGUUUACUUCUUCCUUUUCAAUGAUCUGCUCAUCAUUGCUGCCAAGAAGGGUGCAGAGCGUUUUGUGGUGCUGGACCACGCACAUCGCUCUCUGGUGCAGGCGAAGCCGUUAGAUGAAGAGGGGACCGGCAGCUGUCCGUACGAGCACUGCUUCAACCUCACCCUGCUGGAAAACCACCAGGGUCGCAUGAUGGAGCGGCUCCUCAAAGCUCCGUCCCAGUCUGACAUGGACAGGUGGUUGGCAGCUUUCCCCAAUCCAACCAACAUCGAAGGAAAUGACGAUGAAGUGAUUUACGAGGACUGGGACUGCCCUCAGGUGCAGUGUGUGGAUCAGUACUUGGCCCAGCAAACAGAUGAGCUCACCCUGGAGCCCUCCGAGAUCGUCAACAUCAUCCGCAAAACCAAUGAAGGCUGGUAUGAGGGGACUCGCCUGUCUGACGGCCAGAAGGGCUGGUUCCCCAUUGCAAACGUCAUAGAGAUCACCAACGAGCAUGUGAGGAGGAGAAACCUCCGAGAACGCUACAGGGUCAUCCAGGCUGCUGGUUGGGUCACCAACAUCAAGACACGCACCCUGCAGUAGGAUCUGCAGAAUUAUGGAAAUGUUUACACUGAAUAACUGCUGCAAAGACAAUUCAACACAGAUUAUUCAGCACUUGUUUCUAGCAUCCAGGAAAUAACUGAGAUACAGGUGACUAUCAUGAGACAUCAUGUAAAUCAUUGCUUAUUUAUAGCAGUCAACUAAAACUCUUUGGAGUUCAGGAUCUUCAGGAUCCUCAGGAAUUGGCAACAGACCUUUUUACUGCUGAAGGAAACUGUGUUCCCUUUCAUCACGUCUGAGAAACUGCCAAAGCCACAUGCCAAUCAUGGUAGUCACCGCGCGGGCAGAACGUUCAAAUGUCAUUCCUAAGAGUCGGGAGUUACUGUAAACACGUCUGGCACCACAGUAAUUCUGCAGGUCCUGUCAUACCUGCCACGCAAACAACCUGUGGAGUUUCACCGGAGUUGCCAGGAAGAGAGAAGAGCAGGAAUUUGUACGGAUACUUCGCUUAAUCCCACAAGAAAAUGAAGCUGUCUACAUUCAAUCAGGAAGUGCCUUUGACUGAACUCAAACUACACACUUCUAUGUGAAAGCACAAGAGCUUUGGAAGUGAAGUAAAGGUAGGCCGGGCCAUUGUGUUUUACAGAUAGUGUUUAUUUAUGUCAGGAGCCAUUGUAUUAAAAAAAAA
This is a messenger RNA of Cololabis saira (Pacific saury), 4028 nucleotides long. It is a transcript of the gene arhgef15b, whose product is annotated as Rho guanine nucleotide exchange factor 15b. The record is from RefSeq and is a predicted model, not a curated record. Gene Ontology annotation, molecular function: guanyl-nucleotide exchange factor activity; protein binding. Gene Ontology annotation, biological process: activation of GTPase activity. The transcript has 16 exons. Lineage: Eukaryota; Metazoa; Chordata; Actinopteri; Beloniformes; Belonidae. Bases 359 to 3382 code for a protein of 1007 amino acids.